Messenger RNA from Tachysurus vachellii, 2580 nucleotides. RefSeq names its product finTRIM family, member 87 (gene ftr87). Gene Ontology annotation, molecular function: zinc ion binding; protein binding. The transcript is spliced from 9 exons. The coding region runs from base 98 to 2188 and encodes 696 amino acids. The record is from RefSeq and is a predicted model, not a curated record. NCBI's taxonomy places the organism in Eukaryota, Metazoa, Chordata, Actinopteri, Siluriformes, Bagridae.
UUCUGGCCACGCCUUCAGACACGUGACCCACUUCUCACAACAACAAAGCCGUCAGCCUGUCACAUCGAGACACAGAGACUUCGGGGGUAUUUGUAUAAUGGCGCAGGCGGGGGUGUUUUUGGAACAUGACCAGUUUAACUGCUCGAUCUGUCUGGAUGUGCUGAAGGAUCCUGUCACGGUUCCGUGCGGUCACAGCUACUGUAAGGCCUGCAUUAAAGGCUACUGGGACCAGGAUGAUUAUUUGGGGGUUUAUGGCUGCCCUCAGUGCAGACAGAGCUUCACUCCCAGGCCUGUACUGGGCAGGAACACGAUGUUAGCUGACGUGGUGGAUAAACUGAAAAAGACGGCGAUUAAUUCUUCUUCUCCAGUGAAAUCAGAGCCCACAGAAGCCGAGCCAGGUGACGUGCAGUGCGACGUGUGCACGGAAACCAGAAACCGAGCUGUUAGGUCGUGUCUGGUCUGUCUGGCUUCUUACUGUGAGGAUCAUCUGAAGCCGCACUACGAAUCAGCAGCUUUCCAGAAGCACAAACUAACAGCACCGACCUCGAUCCUGCAGGACAGCUUGUGUCCACGCCAUGACAAGCUGCUGGAGGUGUUUUGUAGGACAGAGCAGCGGUGCAUCUGCUACCUGUGUUUAACCGACGAGCACAAGGGCCAUGACACGGUGCUGGCUUCCACAGAGAUGAACGAGAAAAAGGAAGCUUUGGCAGAAACACAAAGGAAAUCCCGGCAGAGAAUUGAGGACCGAGAGAAGGAGUUGCAGGAGCUGAGACGAGCCACGCAGUCUCUCACUCUCUCAGCACAGGCAGCUCUGGAGGAGAGCGAGCGGAUCUUCACGGAACUGGUUUGCUCCAUAGAGCGGCGGCGUACCGAGGUGAAGGAGCUUAUCCGCAUUCAGGAGGUAGCCGCCACAAGCCAAGCCGAGGAGCUUCUCCGCCAGCUGGAGCAGGAGAUUGCCGAGCUGAAGAAACGAGACGCUGAAUUAAACCACCUCGCUCAAACCGACAACCAGAUCUCCUUCCUGCAGAUGCAGUUAGAGGAGGCCUUGAGAAAAUCGAAACAAAGGAGCAAGGAGAAAGAGAAGGAGCUUAGGAAUAUCAUGAAAUACCUCAAGCGCUCAGCACAGGCUGUGGAGGAAGACAGUGAGAAAAUCUGCACCAAGCUGCUGCGCUCCAUCGAGAGGAGACACAGCGAGGUGAAGGAGCUGCUCAGAACUGAAGAGAGAGCCGGAUUGGCUCAAGCUGAGGGACUGCUCGAGCUUCUGGACCAACAAACAGAAGAUACCAGGAGGAAAGAAGCAGAGCUGGAGCUGCUAUCACACACUGACGAUCACAUCCAAUUCCUGUUGAAGUACAAAUCCCUUUUGGUUCCUGCUGACACUGAUGAGUUGCCUGGUGUUGACGUCCAUCCAUACUUCUCGUUGAUGGUCCUGAGAAGAGCCGUCACAGAGCUGAGAGAGCGAGUGAAUGACGUGUGCGACAAGGAGUUAGCCAGAAUCUCCGAUUUAAUUAAAGGUGAACAGACUUUAUCAGCUGAAAGCACUUCCCCUGUUCCUGCAGAUCCUGAAAUAGUUUCUCCUGUGAAAAACGUAGACCAAGCACAAAGCGAGCCGAAGACCAGAGCCGACCUUUUACACUUCAGCUGUGAUGUGACACUGGAUCCAAACACUGCCAACUCCUACCUCUGCCUUUCCGAGGGGAACCGAAAGGUCAGCACCUGCUACGACUCCCAGUACUCUCCAGAACAUCUGGACAGAUUCAGCGGCUGGGCUCAGGUGCUGGCCAAGGAGGCCGUCUCAUCCCGCUGUUACUGGGAGGUGGAGUGGAGCGGCAGUGGUGGGAUCGGGAUCGGGGUUUCUUACAAAGGGAUUAUCAAGCACGGUGGAAGCGCCAAUGGAAAACUGGGCUGCAAUUCCAAAUCGUGGAGUUUGAACAUUUCUGGUGGCCAUUGUACAUUUCAGCAUAAUAAAACCAAGCUGGAGAUCUCAUCUCCUAUUUCAGCCAGGAUAGGAGUGUUUGUGGACCACAAGGCAGGAGUACUAGCUUUCUACUGCAUUUCACCGAGAAGGGACACCAUGACCUUACUGCACAGGACACACACAUCGUUCUCCCAGCCUCUUUACCCCAGGUUUUGGCUUGGCCUCGGUUCCACACUCAAACUGUGCCCCAUACUUAAAUUCUCAGUUUAGGGAAGGAGAACCCUACAAACUGGCUUUGUGGUAUCUUUACUGUUCAGAACCAAAUUUGUGUUCAGAUGUUCUUCACUGGUCUGGUCCGGGCAGGUCGUACUCAUGAAUUAACUUACGGACUAGAACACAAAGACUGAAUGAAAGUAGUCUGUUUAGCGAACUAGUGAAGGUUCACAUGACAUCUAUUUUAAACUUGGCAACUUGAUGAAUUUUUCAGGAUCUGGCAGCAUGUUUCCCUUGUAGCCAUAAUGAAAUACCACAAGUCUGCUUGACUUAUCACUAAUAAACAAUUUCAAAUAACCUGCAUGACUGAGAACCAUCAUGAAAUUUACACCCUGGAUCUCGACAUCGCACAAGUUGAGAUGUUAAAAAAUAAAAUAAGCAAAACUCUA